CAUCGCGGCCCCUGGCUUUUACGCAUUCGGCGGGCUUUUUUCUGUUGCCGAUUUGAAAUUUUGCACGCGGCAAAGAGCGCGCCACGGUGCGAUGUAAUUGUAGUUGGGCGGGCGCAGGAUAUUUCAUUCCCCUCGGAACAUCGGGAGCAAGAGGGGAAGAUGAACAAAGGUGGCGCGCCUGUUCUUUGGGGCCGGGUGGCUGCAACCAGUGCUCACCCAGGCGGGUGCGCCCCCCUGACUUGGGGUGGCCGACGUUCAACAGGAAGGCCGGGAAAAAACACGGCGCCAGGCCACGCGACCACGCCCCCAUCCAAUGACGAGGCGGAGUGGUUGUUGCGCAAGAAAGACCAGAAGAGGCCGGAGGAAGUUAGGGCCCGG
Amoebophrya sp. A120 is the source of this 378-nucleotide messenger RNA. The record is from the annotation of a GenBank genome assembly. NCBI's taxonomy places the organism in Eukaryota, Dinophyceae, Syndiniales, Amoebophryaceae.